AUGGAUCAUUUUCUUGACCAGCAACAUCAGCCUUCAACAUCCACUGCUCAGAAUGAAUCUGAAAAACCUGCAACGGUGUUUGAAUAUGUUGAUGAAAAUGGACAAACUGUAUUGAUUGAAGGUGAAUUUCGUAACUUUUCGACUAUAUUUUAAGUAAUAAAAAUAAAUUUUCAGCUUCAAGUUCAUCAAUUUAUGUGGAUGAAGAGGGGAAUACUGUUAUUUAUACCGAUUUAGAUGGACAAGAAGUUGUACAGGAAGAAAUUGUUGAAAUUGAGGUAAGCAGUUUUGUUUUGAAAUUUAGUAAAAGAUUUGUUUUUAGGAAACACCGCGAAAAACAAAUAAAAAUCCAAUAGGAUAUCCCAAAAGCACUGUUUUGUUAACAAAUCAAUGUUUAGAAGCAAAAAGAGCUUCUUUAAUUGCUAAAUCUGGAUCAGCAAAACGAAAACCUGAAAAAGAAACCGAGCAAAAUAUAUUAUCAACUGAAAAUGUAUCAGUUCUCAAUAAAAAUCUUCCUGGGAUGAAAAACAUGUUCAAAGUGAUGGCUGAAUCUGCAAUGAGCAAAGUGAAUUUGAAAACUGCAGGAAUUCCCGAGGAAUUGCGAAAAGAGCUACCAAAAGCUGAAGAAAGAAUUGAAUUGGACGAUGAUCGAGCAGGAACACCUCCGUGUUUGGAGAAGGAAAUUGAUGAAAUUGAAUCGAUCGAGUAUUUUGCAGAUCAUCCAAUUUAUUCAAAAUCAGUGAUUGAUUUCAAAAUGGCGUGUGAAAUUCUCAUUGGAAGUAAAGAUGUUCCUUCAAAUAGAUUAUGUAAAUCAGUUCCAAAUGAAUUCAAAGGGACAGGAACUUUCGUGAUUGAUUUGGAAGAUGGAAGAGGAUGGGAAUAUAAUAAAAGGAAUACUCAUUUGAAUGACAAUAAUGGAAGAUGGGCAACUGCUCAAGGAAAAGUUCGAUAUUAUAAAGAAAAUCAACAAAAUAAUCUUGUUCGAGCAGAUAAUGGAAAAGGAGAAUUGAAUGAUUGGGCAAUGGGAGUAUAUACAUAUAAAGUUAUAUUGAGAAAAUAUGAUAAUGAAGAUACACGUCGAUCGAUAGAAUCUGGUCAAGGAAUGUUUCAGAAAAAGAUAUAUUCAGCAACUUUAGCAAAUGGUGAGAAUGUAAAUAAAAUUAUCAUAACUUAUUCAUGGAUUGGUGGAAAAUCUUGGAAUUAUCUUGAAAAACCGAGAAAAGUUUGGGGGAAUAAUGUUGGUUUACCACAAGUUGCAUCAGCAUUUUUCGAAGGAUUUACGUUGUAUAGUCAUGAAGUUAUUGAUUUCAAUCAAGUUGCUGCUAUUUUAUUAGGUGGAUUGAUCGUUGAACAAAAUAAGUAAGUUAUUAAAAUAUCAUUUAAAAGAAAGUUCUUCAAAGGGUUUAUUUUUGCAGAGUUUGCAGUGCAAUUCCUCUCGGUUAUCGUCAAACUGGAACAUUUGUAAUUGAUAUGAAACGAAUGAAAUACGGACAUUUGGAAUUGAGAAAAGAUGAUAAUGGAUUAUGGGGUAAACCAUCGGGACAAAACAGGUGAAUUUUAGUUUUUAUGAAUCAUAUAACCCUGACUUAUCACAGGUUUUACAAGUUUGCUGAAAAUGGAGAUGCUGUGCGAGUCGAUAAAGGAGGAAAAUUGACAGAUGAUAUUGAUUACGAUGUGAAGUUGUCUUGCAAACGAUAUGAACAUCCACAAGUUGACAAGAAAUUUGUGAGAAAAAUUUAUGUCGCAAAAGGAAAAGAUGAAAGUUUGACGUAAGUUUUGAAUGCGUGUUUUAGCCUGAUUUUCUUUUUUUUUAUAGAUUUGAUGGAUCUCCGGAACUUGGAAUCAUUGUUUAUUAUUGGAAAGGUGAUCCUAUUCCAUUCACUCCAAUUUAUAAACAGAAUGAUGUUUGUGAUGUUAGUUUUCAUUUAUUUUUCUAAUUAUUGUCAAUUUUAUAUUUUCAGCCUCGAAAAAAUAUUGUGGGAGAUGAAGAUGAUGAUGAAUUUGUGGUAACUGAAUCAGCUUCAGAUAUUAUUCAACCAAGAAAACGCGCUCGAAUUGAAGAUGCUUCACAAAGUGUUGAAACAGUUGGAGAAGUUCAUGAUGAUUUUAGAAACGUAAAACUUGAACUUUUGAGAAGAGAAAUUGAGAAUCAGGUAAGAAAGACUUGAUUUCCAAAUAAAAGUUUAUGAAGUUAUUUUUUGCAGGAUCGUUUUUCAUCAAUUCUCGAUCGCGCUGAUAAUAUUUUAUCAAGAUUGGAGCAAAGAUUUCCACACGAAGAACAUGUUAUUGUUGAAGGAACACCAAUUUAUCAUAACAUUGAGGGAGAAGAAGUUGUUAUUGAACAAUUUUCUGAUUCUUUUUUAGAACAUUCUGAUUCCUAA
Caenorhabditis angaria is the source of this 2378-nucleotide messenger RNA. The record is from the annotation of a GenBank genome assembly. NCBI's taxonomy places the organism in Eukaryota, Metazoa, Nematoda, Chromadorea, Rhabditida, Rhabditidae.